This is a messenger RNA of Amorphotheca resinae ATCC 22711, 2969 nucleotides long. RefSeq lists its product as hypothetical. The record is from RefSeq and is a predicted model, not a curated record. The transcript has 3 exons. Lineage: Eukaryota; Fungi; Ascomycota; Leotiomycetes; Helotiales; Amorphothecaceae. Gene Ontology annotation, biological process: retrograde vesicle-mediated transport, Golgi to endoplasmic reticulum. The coding region runs from base 29 to 2848 and encodes 939 amino acids.
CCCACAUGCGCUCCAAGAUACCCAAGACAUGGCAGGACCUCAGCUAUCUCCUGCGAAAGUUGUCCUGCUGGCUGUCCAGCUGGCCCACAAAGCCGAAGUUUCACACCUUCGAACCCUCAUAUCUCAACACCGGAAGACCCUCCGUACCGAAAUCGUCCUGCGCGUCAUCCUCAGCCAUUUACCAGAAAGCCUCGAGUCUUCCCAAUAUGUCCAGUUUCUACAAGAUUUAGUAGAGGGGGACAUUGUGGAAGAUCCAAAUUUUCCAGUGGAUAAGUCUGUGCUUGAUGGCCUCAGCGAUAAGGAAGCAAGCAAGAAAGUCCGGAAACUGCGUUUGCUUCCUUUACUAUGGCCAAAUGCCCCAGCAGACGCUCCUGAAGAUCCUCUUACACUCUUCCUCAUCCAUCGGUCUUUGAGAAUUGACGAGAAUACUGGUUUGAUUACCCAAGUACCAGCGUUGGUUACGCCAUUUCUACAACGAUCCUCCUACCUUCGAACGUGGUUCAUAUCGACAAUUCUUCCCCUUCUACGAUUAAACUAUGAAUAUCACCCGCAGGAUGGUUCCAAUAUUUCUAUAGCUGUCUUUGAGCGUCUGGAUGAUGAGGCUGGCGUCAAAUUGCUGCUUUCAAGGAGUAAUAUUCCAGAGACAGAUGAUACCAGUGACGAAACUCUUGGGCGAGAUUUAAGAGGCUUAAUUGGCCCUUGGAUGUAUGGUGAUAACAGGUUGAAGCGAAGAAAGAUUCUAAGAAAAUCGACUUUUGACGCACAAACGGUUCCGCCUCUGGAUGAAGCUCCGGCGGUCAAUGAGAAGUAUGCCAGUUGGGAGGAAGUCUUCAAAUGGAUCACAGCACAAGCCACAUCAGGAUGGGAAACAGCUGUACAAACAAUUGAGCAAUGGGAAGGACCUGGAGACGUGGAUCUCGGAGGCUAUGAAGAUAGAAAUGCGUGGCUGGAUGAGGAUGAUCAGCAACAUCUUGAGCAACGAUAUGCCCGUUCAGCACUUGCAGCCGCAUAUCUUAUUCCUGAAGCCUCUUUGGAUGCGCUAGUAGGUGUGCACAGGAUCCUAUCGAGAACUAUCACCCGUCUUGAUCUUGAGAGGAUACCCACGUUAGAAGUUGCUGGUGGCCUUCUUUCACCGGUCUCAAUACGGGGGGAAAAUAACAUUGUCUCCCCAAAGAACGCUGUAUUUCUUCGAAAUGGUCUUAUGGACGAGCAAAACAUUCUUACCAAACCGAGCAAAGUAUCUCUGAGAUUCCUCCACGCCUUAUUAAUCAGUGCCUUUUUGUUCACUAGGGAGCGUACAGCCUUGUCUGUCCUGAGAGCUGGACAGGUGACGCUGAGGCAAGAUGAAAGUGAACAGAAAAUGGAGCUUGCAAGAUUCAUGGCAAAAGGACCAGGUCUUUCGCCUACGAAAGGAGAUGAUAGAUACUGGACUAGGAUUAGGAAUGAAAUUUUGUGGAUGCGCAGCUGGGGCGCCGAAGAGCUUGGGGAGGCCACGGAUGGUUUGCCUGGAAAGGGUAUUUUUGGACAGAUUCCAAAAGAGUACAUGGAGGUCGAGAUCCUCAAAGGCCUUCUUUCAAAUUCCCGCUUUACCCUUGCAAAUCAAAUCUAUGAGAAGUCGCCAGAACGACCUAUAUCAAAGGGCGUGCUCGAGGAGACGGUCAUUUCCGCAGCUAUGGAGGCAUAUGACAAUGCAACAAAUCCCAAUAAGACUCGGGGUGGUGUGAAGAGGUGCCAUGAAAUUCUGAGAGCAUUCCGCGAAACAUUGGCCAAUUCCAUUCGGUCGACUCAAUUAGAACAUUUGAUUAUCGUCACGCAUGCUGUUGGAGAAUAUCGAUUGGUCCUAAAACAGAAAGAGCCUUUUACGCCGGUUGCUCUGCGAGUACACGCUGAUCCUAUAUCUAUCAUUGGCAGGAUUCUCGAACAGAACCCUAGAAGUUAUACCAAAAUCAAUGAUUUUGUUUGGAUGGGGAAAGAGAUGACGAAGGCUGGACUGCCUGUUCGCGAUACUACAGUAGAUUCUACCAUCAGCGAACAACAAUUUCUCGACCAAGAAUCCGUCGCCGAGAGACGCGUCGUCGCUAUGUGUAUCUCUGCCGCUCUCGCUGAGGACGAUUUUGAAACGGCAUAUUCCUACAUUACGACUCGCUUAGCUGCUAUCGCCAGCCAGGCACACACACGUACUCCCGAUCAUGGACGACGAGGAGGUCUUUUCGCUGAACGGCCUCCAAGGAUAAUCGAUGACUGGUCGUGGAAGGCAGCAUUGGAAGCGGGAAAAUAUCGACGCACUUCACAAACAACCAAGCCAACUCACCUUGGAAACUCAAGCGGAAAUCCCGAGAUUCGUCACCUAGAGCAACGGAUGGAUUGUCUGUCUCAUGCCCUCAGAUUUGCACCGAAAUCUACUCUUCAAGAAAUCUUGAAUGCUUAUCGUCGUUGCGAGGAGGAAUUAGAGACACAGACAAAACUAGAGGCUGAACAGGAGGAGGCUUGGGAUACACAGGGCGACGAUAAAGCUAUGCCAGGUGGUUUUGGAGUUAAGAAGAGAGAUGUGGCACCUUACUCUUCCCGCGCUGCAGAGGAGGCCCCUAUGUCCUUAUUUGACCUAUCACGUGCCAGCAUGGCCCGCGCCCAGAGUGGAUUCUCAGCUCUCGCCAGUCUCCAAAACAAGAUGGGCAAUUUAAGUGUUGAGGCUCUUGGGGAAAGUGGCAUGGAUUCUGAAUCUUCAGCUGCAAGACAGGCUAUGAGAAAGAGGGAUCAGUUAAAAAAUGUGGCAACUGGUGCUCUUGCUAGUGGUGUCGGCUGGUUGAUCGGCGCAACUCCUAACCCUGGUAAUUCUCAGAACCACUGAAACGGAUUGGGUACUUUGAAGCAUUUUAGCGGGAGUUGGGGGAACAAGGCAAGGCGUAGCAUCGGGGAUUGUAGGAUUAAUACGAUACUGCUAAUGAUGGGAAUCAUUAAUAAUCAACCAC